Molecule: messenger RNA, 908 nt
Organism: Armigeres subalbatus
Lineage: Eukaryota; Metazoa; Arthropoda; Insecta; Diptera; Culicidae
Product: peroxiredoxin-2
Exons: 4
Coding region: 148-837 (229 amino acids)
Biological process (GO): response to oxidative stress; hydrogen peroxide catabolic process; cellular response to stress
Cellular component (GO): cytosol; mitochondrion
Molecular function (GO): thioredoxin peroxidase activity
Source: RefSeq, a predicted model, not a curated record
UUUUGAAGGAUCAUUCCCGCUGGUCGCUUUUGUGUCGUUUGCCAUCGCGUCUGAUGCGAGUGUUUGAUUCCACUUUCUAAUUUGUUGCGAUUUUUGUGCUAAUUCGCACAUUCACCAUACCGAUUUGUUACAACAUAACAGGCGAAAAUGUCCUUCAUUGCGAAAUCGUUGAUCCGUAACAUUCCACAGCUGGUGAAAGCACCCAAGAUCCAGAAAAGUUUUAUUCAUACCGCGCGAUCUCUAUGUGUUGCCCAGGUCCAAAAACCGGCACCGGCAUUCAGCGGCACGGCCGUUGUCAAUAACGAUUUCAAAGACAUCAAGCUGGAUGACUUCAAGGGAAAGUACUUAGUGCUGUUCUUUUAUCCAUUGGAUUUCACCUUCGUCUGCCCGACCGAGAUCAUUGCGUUCAGCGAUCGGAUCCAGGAGUUCCGCGCUCUCAACACCGAAGUGGUGGGCGUUUCGGUUGACUCUCACUUUUCGCAUUUAGCCUGGGUCAACACACCUCGCAAGCAGGGCGGUCUGGGAAAGAUGGAUUACCCUCUGUUGUCUGACUUGACCAAAAAAGUUUCCGCCGACUAUGGCGUUCUGCUGGAAGAGGCCGGUAUCUCGCUGCGAGGUUUGUUCAUUAUCGACCCGAAAGGCGUCGUCAGGCAAAUUACGAUCAAUGAUCUGCCCGUGGGUCGGUCCGUUGAUGAAACGCUGCGACUGAUCAAGGCUUUCCAGUUCGUGGAAAAGCAUGGUGAGGUAUGCCCUGCCAAUUGGGAUCCGAAGUCUAACGCUGAUACGAUUAAGCCUGAUCCCAAAGGAUCUCAGACUUACUUCAACAAGCAUGGAUAGAUUAAUUGCUUUUAUAUUUCGUUUAGAAUUCCAUUGAAAAGCUCCAUUACAAUGUUACUAAUUAAAUAAAA